UCCAGCAAAACCAGUAGCUAAGCUACCACUUCAUGCCACUGGUUUUUACAAAACUUAUCACACAACACAAUCACUUCUCACUUUAGAUUAUAUAAAAAGCAUCUUCACUCAAUAGCAUCUUCAAUCAAAACAAACCAAGCUACAAAGACUAUUUCUGUUUUAUCUACCAAUUAGCCAUACACUAUACAACUAAGAUUUCAAAUAAUUUCAUGAUGAGUUCAACAAGAAGAAUUUGGACAGUUGCAGCCAGUGUUGGAGUUGUAGAAGCCUUGAAGGACCAAGGUUUAUGCAGAUGGAAUUAUGGUUUAAGAUUAGCUCAACAUCAUGUUAAAAAUCAUUUGAGAUCUUUGUCUCAUGCAAAGAAGCUUUCUUCUUCUAAUUCUUAUGCUAUGGUUCCUAAUAGAUUAAAGGAGAAAAAGGCAAAGCAAUCAGAGGAAUCAUUGAGGGCAGUCAUGUACUUAAGAUGUUGGGGUCCUAAUAAUUAGAGCCAUUAAUGUUGUAACAUAUAUUGAUAUGUAAAUUUUGAUUAAUGGAAGAGUUAACAAAAUUCGAAAUUUUGUGUAUGUGUGUUCUUUAACAUCGUUUUGAAUUUUAAUUUCUCUGCUCGAUAAGAAAUUAUCAGACUCAAAGUAUAUAGAGGAAGAUCUAUAUAAAUCAUUUUUAAUUUAUCAUGAUCAAUUGAUCAUUAACUAUAAAAAUGUAUUUAGUUAGUCCUCUAGUUUGGUUGACUGUGAAAGAAAGAAAAAAAAGUAAGG
Messenger RNA from Vicia villosa (hairy vetch), 755 nucleotides. RefSeq lists its product as uncharacterized. The record is from RefSeq and is a predicted model, not a curated record. The transcript has a single exon. The coding region runs from base 210 to 485 and encodes 91 amino acids. NCBI's taxonomy places the organism in Eukaryota, Viridiplantae, Streptophyta, Magnoliopsida, Fabales, Fabaceae.